UCUCCCCGCAUGGCCGCCGCCCCGUCGCAGCCCGUGGCGCUCCCCGGCUCGCCGGGCCCCGGGUCUCCGCCGCCUCUGGGCGGGUUCGAGCUGCUCUCGCCGCCGCCUCUGCAGCCCCCCGGGCCGCCGCCGGGCCCCGGGGUCUCCUUCCACAUCCAGAUCGGCUUGACCCGCGAGUUCGUGCUGCUGCCCGCGUCCUCGGAGCUGGCCCACGUGAAGCAGCUGGCUUGUUCCAUCGUGGACCAGAAGUUUCCCGAGUGUGGCUUCUACGGACUUUACGACAAGAUCCUGCUCUUCAAACAUGAUCCCACCUCGGCCAACCUCCUGCAGCUGGUGCGCUCGGCUGGAGAUAUCCAGGAGGGCGACCUGGUGGAGGUGGUACUGUCCGCUUCUGCCACCUUCGAGGACUUCCAGAUCCGCCCGCACGCCCUCACGGUGCACUCAUACCGCGCUCCGGCCUUCUGCGACCACUGCGGGGAGAUGCUCUUUGGCCUGGUGCGCCAGGGCCUCAAGUGUGAUGGUUGCGGGCUGAACUACCACAAGCGCUGCGCCUUCAGCAUCCCCAACAACUGCAGCGGGGCGCGCAAGCGACGCCUGUCGUCCACGUCUCUGGCUAGUGGCCAUUCAGUGCGCCUGGGCACUUCAGAAUCCCUCCCCUACACGACUGAUGAGCUGAGCCGCAGUACUGCAGAGCUCCUGCCCAGACGCCCUCCUUCCUCCUCCUCCUCCUCAUCCGCCUCGUCCUACACCGGCCGCCCCAUCGAGCUGGACAAGAUGCUUCUGUCCAAGGUCAAAGUGCCGCACACCUUCCUCAUCCACAGCUACACGCGGCCCACCGUCUGCCAGGCCUGCAAAAAACUCCUCAAGGGUCUUUUCCGCCAGGGCCUGCAGUGCAAAGACUGCAAGUUUAACUGUCACAAACGCUGCGCCACCCGCGUUCCUAAUGACUGCCUGGGAGAGGCCCUUCUCAAUGGAGACGUGCCGAUGGAGGAGGCCACAGAUUUCGCAGAGGCGGACAAGAGCGCCCUCCUGGACGAGCCUGAUGACACUGGCGUCAUCCCUGGCUCCCAUGCAGAGAACGCCCUCCGUGCCAGCGAGGAGGAGGAAGGCGAGGGUGGCAAGGCCCAGAGCUCGCUGGGGUACAUUCCGCUGAUGAGGGUGGUGCAGUCGGUGCGACACACAACACGGAAGUCCAGCACCACCCUGCGCGAGGGGUGGGUGGUGCAUUACAGCAGCAAGGACACGCUGAGGAAGCGGCACUACUGGCGUCUGGACUGCAAGUGCAUCACGCUCUUCCAGAACAACACGACCAACAGAUACUACAAGGAAAUCCCACUGUCGGAAAUCCUUGCGGUGGAACCUGCCCAGAACUUCAGCCUUGUGCCACCUGGCACCAACCCGCACUGCUUCGAGAUCAUCACUGCCAACGCCACCUACUUUGUGGGUGAGACGCCAGGCGGGGCCCCUGGAGGACCGAGUGCUCAGGGGGCUGAGGCUGCCCGGGGCUGGGAGACCGCCAUCCGCCAGGCUUUGAUGCCCGUCAUUCUCCAGGAUGCGCCCAGCACUCCUGGCCACACCCCCCACCGACAAGCUUCUCUGAGCAUCUCUGUGUCCAACAGCCAGAUCCAAGAGAAUGUGGACAUUGCCACCGUGUACCAGAUCUUCCCCGAUGAGGUGCUGGGCUCAGGGCAGUUCGGUGUGGUGUACGGAGGAAAGCACCGUAAGACAGGCCGGGAUGUGGCGGUGAAGGUCAUUGACAAACUACGCUUCCCCACCAAGCAAGAGAGCCAGCUCCGGAAUGAAGUGGCCAUCCUGCAGAGUCUGCGGCACUCGGGCAUCGUGAACCUGGAGUGCAUGUUUGAGACGCCCGAGAAGGUGUUCGUGGUGAUGGAGAAGCUGCAUGGAGACAUGCUGGAGAUGAUCCUGUCUAGCGAGAAGGGGCGGCUGCCCGAGCGCCUCACCAAGUUCCUCAUCACCCAGAUCCUGGUGGCUUUGAGACACCUCCAUUUUAAGAACAUUGUCCACUGCGACUUGAAGCCCGAAAACGUGUUGCUGGCAUCAGCCGAUCCGUUUCCUCAGGUGAAGCUGUGCGACUUCGGCUUCGCGCGCAUCAUCGGCGAGAAGUCGUUCCGUCGCUCCGUGGUAGGCACGCCCGCCUACCUGGCGCCCGAGGUGCUGCUCAACCAGGGCUACAACCGCUCCCUGGACAUGUGGUCAGUGGGCGUGAUCAUGUAUGUCAGCCUCAGUGGCACGUUUCCCUUCAAUGAAGAUGAGGACAUCAACGACCAGAUCCAGAACGCGGCCUUCAUGUACCCUGCCUGUCCCUGGAGCCUCAUCUCCGCAGGAGCCAUCGACCUCAUCAACAACCUCCUACAGGUGAAGAUGCGCAAGCGGUACAGUGUGGACAAGUCGCUCAGCCACCCUUGGUUACAGGAGUACCAGACGUGGCUGGACCUCCGCGAACUGGAGCGCAAGAUGGGCGAGAGGUAUAUCACGCACGAGAGUGACGACGCGCGCUGGGAGCAGUUCGUAGCCGAGCAUCCACUGCCCAGGCCGGGGCUGCUUGCUGAUGGAGAGCUCAGUGGGGUCCUCCUGCCUCAGGACCACGAGAUGCAGGGGCUGGCUGAGCGCAUCAGCGUCCUCUGAGACCCUGUGCGGCCGCCUGGCCUACCCCUUUGCUACCCUCCCAAAGUGGAACUGUUCUGGGGCGGGGCUUCGUGUGCAAACUGUCGGGCCACACCCCUUGGGGCGGAGCCUGAGAAGGGACCUUGGACAAAGUCCAUUCCCCCACCAUUAAAAUAGGCUCUUUCCUGGCCCAGCUGC
Messenger RNA from Sorex fumeus (smoky shrew), 2823 nucleotides. RefSeq names its product protein kinase D2 (gene PRKD2). Gene Ontology annotation, molecular function: ATP binding; protein serine/threonine kinase activity. Bases 10 to 2646 code for a protein of 878 amino acids. Gene Ontology annotation, biological process: protein phosphorylation. NCBI's taxonomy places the organism in Eukaryota, Metazoa, Chordata, Mammalia, Eulipotyphla, Soricidae. The transcript is spliced from 18 exons. The record is from RefSeq and is a predicted model, not a curated record.